Molecule: messenger RNA, 1559 nt
Organism: Brachypodium distachyon (stiff brome)
Lineage: Eukaryota; Viridiplantae; Streptophyta; Magnoliopsida; Poales; Poaceae
Product: seipin-1
Exons: 2
Coding region: 231-1361 (376 amino acids)
Biological process (GO): lipid droplet organization; lipid storage
Cellular component (GO): endoplasmic reticulum membrane
Source: RefSeq, a predicted model, not a curated record
UGCUCUCCUAGGCGGUUGGUUCUCUUGUCAGCCGGCUGGAGAGAGUGUGAAGCGGCGUAUGAGGACGAAGCUGUUCGGCGUGGAGGCAUGCAUGGGAGCGAAACGUGGCACCUUCCUUCCACGUGUCCCUAGUCGUCUCGGCAUGGCUACUAGCCUUCUUCGAUUCUGCAAGCUUGGCCUCGUAGGUUUUGCCAUUAAUCCCCCGGUCCAAGCUGCUUCUCCUCUCUCCAAUGGAUCCAGGACCCCAACACCCGUCCACGUACCGCCACUUCUCGCCAGGAAACGCGGCGGGCAGCGGCGGCGGCGACCUCCUCCUCUUCCUGGCAAUCCCGGCGGGCCGGCUCAUCGGGCUCUCGGCCUCCCUCUGCUCCCGCGCCUUAUCCGCCUUCGUCGGCCUCCUGCUCCUCCCGCCCGCCUCCCUCGUCGGCGCCCUCCGCCGCGCCGCGCCCUCCCUCGCCCGCGCGGCGCUCGCCUUCGCCGCCCUGGCCGCCGCUUUCGCCGCGUCCCUCCUGCUCGGCUUCUUCCUCGUCCGCCGCUGCUCGGUCGAGGGCCCCGUCUCCGUCCGCCGCCCGCUCUACUUCGACUACACGGAGCAGCAGCCCAGCGCCGCCGUGUCCCUCGCCGGCGCCGCCGCCUCGAUCCCCGCCGGCCACUCCGUGAAGGUCUCCGUCGCGCUUCUCCUCCCCGACUCCGACCACAACCGCCAGAUCGGCGUCUUCCAGAUCAAAGCGGAGGCGAUCGCCGCGACAGGGGUCCCGAUCGCGACGGCGACGCGGCCCUACAUGCUGAGGUACAAGAGCGGCGCCGUGCGGCUGGCGCAGUCGGCGCUGGCGAUCGUGCCGCUCGCCACGGGCCUUAUGGGCGAGAGCCAGAGCGCUACGAUCAGGGACGUGCUGCAGUACAGGGAAGAAGGCAACAAGAAGAAGAGGACAGGGCUCGUCAGGGUUUCGCUGCAGCCGAGGGCCAUGACGGUGGCGCUGCCGGAGGUGUACAGCGCGGAGGUGCUCGUGCAGACGGCGCUCCCCGGCUGGAGCAAGGCCCUGGCGCGCGUCUUCAGGUGGAGCCUCUGCGUGUGGGCGUCGGGGUGCGCGUACGUCCUGCUCUCCGUGCUCGCCGUCUGCGCUUGGGUCCGGUGGAGACCGGCUGACCGGCGGCGGGUUGAUGGUCGGAAGGCGAUCGCUGAUUUGGGUGGAAGAGAUGAUGACGGAGCUGGGGAAUUGUCUGGAGAUGUUGUUGUCAGGUGGAGGGAGAGGAGAGGAAGGCGACAGCGAAGGAUUCAUGGCGGCAGGGAUGGGAUCAAGCGCGACGAGGGCUCAGCUUCUGCUGCCGCAGUCGGUGAUCUCUUGGAGCCCUCUGCUUAGUCGUCCUCUUCUGAGUUCAUUUAGUUUAGUUAAGUUAAAGGAGCAGUUGCUGUGAAGUUUGUGUGGGCUGUUGUUGAUCAGAGCAUGUUAAUUACCGGCAAUCUUUUGUAGAGGAGAUCCAAAUGACUUCCUUCCAUAGGAACUAUAACUACACAUAUAAUGCAAAUAAUGGCAAGACAUAAGUGUAAGUUGAUAAGC